Messenger RNA from Psilocybe cubensis, 1269 nucleotides. RefSeq names its product Cytochrome P450 monooxygenase. The coding region runs from base 1 to 1269 and encodes 422 amino acids. The transcript has 11 exons. Gene Ontology annotation, molecular function: monooxygenase activity; iron ion binding; oxidoreductase activity, acting on paired donors, with incorporation or reduction of molecular oxygen. NCBI's taxonomy places the organism in Eukaryota, Fungi, Basidiomycota, Agaricomycetes, Agaricales, Agrocybaceae. The record is from RefSeq and is a predicted model, not a curated record.
AUGACGAUCAAAGUCACGAACGGAACAAUUGUUGUAGUUUCCGAUAUGAGAACGGUCAAGGAACUCUUGGACGACCGCAGCGCCGAGUUCGCCUCUCGUCCUGCGUUUUCGGGUAUGGAUGCAGUAACUGGUGGUCGUUACUUUGUAACGGCUCCUGCUGAGAGCCACUACUGGAAAAUAAGCCGAAAGGUCAUCCAACCACUGGUAUCGCCUCAAGCAGUCCAGAAGUAUCAUCCUCUUGCAGACAUGGAGACAACACAAUUGUUGUACGACAUCUUGCAUAAACCUGAGGCCUUUUACGACCAUAUCACGCGCUCAACACUUUCGUUUAUAACGUCCGUGGUCUUUGGACAACGCACCCCCAAGCAUGACUCCCCUAUUGCACUUUCCUUUAGGGAGUACAUCGAACAAUUUUCCAGAGUGUUCUCCCCUGAAUCAGCCCCCGUGGAUUUCAUUCCUGCUCUUAUGUAUGUGCCGGAGAGGUGGGCACCAUGGAAGAAGAUGUGGAAGGAAACACAAGCCAUGCAACAUGCUCUAUAUUUUAAACUUUUUGGAGAGGUCGAGAAGCGCAAGCGAGCUGGCAUGAAUGACGAGUGCUUCGUUGCAAAUAUGUUGGAACGGCAAGAGGAACUGGCGCUUGAACGUGAUACUAUUGCAUACAUUUGUGGGGUCCUUUUAGAUGGCGGAGCGGAGACGACUGCCUCAUUUUUGCAGAAUCUCAUUCUCUGCCUGGUGAAAUCCCCAGCGGUAUUAAAGAAAGCCCAAAUGGAGGUGGAUAGCGUCGUUGGAGAUAGACUUCCGGAUUUCAAUGAUAUCAAAUCUAUGCCUUAUGUUCAAGCCGUCAUCAAGGAGACUCAUCGCUUCCUACCCACCGCACCAACUGCCAUCCCGCACGCAUCUGUUGAUGAUUCUGAGUAUCGAGGAUAUAUCAUCCCGAAGAAAACCCCUGUUCUCAUCAAUGUUUACCUUUAUGAACGACCUGAAGACUUUUGGCCUGAGCGGUAUCUGCUAGCGCCGGAUGGUACUAUUUCUGGACUGCCUGACGGUAUGGGAUACGCCCGUACAACACUGUCCUUCGGAAGUGGCAAGAGGUUAUGCCCUGGGAUGUACCUUGCGAAUACCAACACUAAUCUAGCUGUCAUGCGUCUUCUCUGGGCAUUUGACUUCGCCUCCAUCGAUUUUCCAGCCCCUUCGACACCAAAAUGGGAUAUUGAGAAUGAAUUUAUUGAUCGAUACCUCUCCCGUGAGUCCGACCUGAGCUUCCUCUGA